Halichondria panicea is the source of this 937-nucleotide messenger RNA. RefSeq names its product F-box/SPRY domain-containing protein 1-like. The record is from RefSeq and is a predicted model, not a curated record. Gene Ontology annotation, cellular component: synapse; SCF ubiquitin ligase complex. The transcript is spliced from 2 exons. NCBI's taxonomy places the organism in Eukaryota, Metazoa, Porifera, Demospongiae, Suberitida, Halichondriidae. The coding region runs from base 113 to 865 and encodes 250 amino acids. Gene Ontology annotation, biological process: synapse assembly involved in innervation; proteasome-mediated ubiquitin-dependent protein catabolic process. Gene Ontology annotation, molecular function: protein binding.
GCGUCUGCGGUAUCCUACUAGGCGCAUGCGCAAUACAAAAAAUAAAAUUAUACCUGGGCGUGGCUUGUAGGCUAGGGCCUAGGGGUGUGUCAACAACAACAAAAUUAAAGUCAUGAGCCAUCUUUCAGAAGUUGUUCUGUGUGAGAUCUUCUCCUAUCUGUCAGUGAGGGACCUGUGUGCCUGCUGUUGUGUGUGUGUGAGAUGGGCAGGCGUACUCUAUCCUAGCAGUCAUUUCUGGGAGGAGAGGUUGAGCAUUGAAACACCAGACGAGUUUCAAGAAGAUCCUCUCAUACGAAACCUAGUCACAGCUAAAGACAAACUGUCAGCCUAUCAAAACAGUUGGAGUUCUGUACACCACUCAGACAAUAUCUACAUAAAGCCAAACAAAGUGACAAUUCAUCGAAAUCCAGUGGCACAAGUUUCGGACAUAGCUCGUGGGAGAAGAGGCUGUUCCAGUGGACAACAUUAUUGGACAGUAGUUUGGCAUGGCCCAAAGUUUGGGUCGAGUGCAGUUGUUGGUUUGGCCACGCAUAACGUUGAGCUCAAGCGUAAUGGCUACCAUCCGUUGUUGGGUAUGACAGGGGAUUCGUGGGGUUGGGAUCUGUCGAAGGAUGUACUGAGACAUGACGGAAAAGAGUAUGAACAGUAUCCUAGGGAAGGAGCAGGAGUUAAGGUGGCUCUGAAGCAAGCGAUUGGACUUAUUGUAGACAUGGACAAUAGAACUCUAGCGUUUGAUGUUGAUGGCAAAUACUUAGGAGUUGCAUUUAGAGAUCUGCCUGAAGUGGAACUGUUUCCAGCCAUCUCUGUUGUGUAUGGGAACACAGAGGUCUCACUCAUCUACCAUGGCCAUCCUCUAGCGGGAUAACUGACUCACUGUGUGUUUGUGUGUGUAGUAGUUUGUGUAACAAAUUAAUACAUUUUAGUAUAAUAGUGAAUA